Triticum dicoccoides is the source of this 1662-nucleotide messenger RNA. RefSeq lists its product as uncharacterized. Lineage: Eukaryota; Viridiplantae; Streptophyta; Magnoliopsida; Poales; Poaceae. The transcript is spliced from 6 exons. The coding region runs from base 134 to 1471 and encodes 445 amino acids. The record is from RefSeq and is a predicted model, not a curated record.
UGACCACGCGUAGCGUAAGACCAAGCCAAUCAUCGGGAAACCUCAGCUCCGUGCUCGCCCGCUCCUUCCGUGAGGACCAUCAUACGCACACGCUCCCAUCCGAACCCUAGCCUUAGCUAACCCGGCGCUUGCCAUGCUCUCCACAGCACCAGCCGCGUAUUCCACCUCCUUCGCCGCCUUUCCCACCCUCGCGCGGCGCCGGCACCGGCACCGCCGCGUUCUGCUACCGUUCGCCGCGGCGACUGACGGGGCGGAGCGGUUCGCCGCGAGCAGCUCCAUUGCGGAUUACCUCCGGUACCGCCGCCCGAUGUCCGGGGACCUCUCCGUGGGAGGGGGUGGCGGCAAGCUGCAGACGGCCGUGGUGCGGUACGAGAAGCGGUUUCCAUGGUCGCUCAUCCACCCUUUUCUCCGCGUUGAUUUGGUUUCUACUGUACACAUUGCUGACAAAGAAUAUUUCGAUAAACUCCAACAAGCACUUGAAGGCUAUGAUUGUGUUCUGUAUGAAAUGGUGAUAAGUCGGGAUAAUUUAAAUAACCAGCAGGACCCAACGUUUGCGAAGAAGCUGAGAUCUUCGCGCAAAGGUUUCAGUAUUCUUGGUUUCAUACAGAAACAAAUGGCUCGUAUCCUUUCAUUGGAUUACCAGCUAGAUUGCCUUGAUUACGGCGAUGAGAAAUGGCAACAUGCUGACCUUGACUAUGAGACAUUCAAGCUGCUUCAGCAGGGGCACACGUUCGGUAAGCCAAAAGGUCAAAUGAAGACUGAAAGAGGUGAAAGCUUUCUCACAUUUGCAGUGGACAUGACCCUGAAAUCAACUAAAGCCUUGGUACAACCAACUUCUCCAGAUGGUCUUGAUUUCUGGAGAUCCAAGUUGCUAUGGGCCUCGCGUGUUCUACCAAUGCCACUUAUUGGACUAUUUGUUAUCACUGGGCUUUGUUUGCCAGUGGAUAAGCAAGAUGGAUAUCCCGAGCUGGAAGCAUUAUCCAAACUAGAUUUAGGAGCUGCUCUUAAGAUUUUUCUGGCUAAGCAAUUGACCUCCGAUUUCAAUGCUAUGACUGCACCUGCUGAGGAUAAGUCAGUUAUAAUUGGGGAAAGGAACAGAGUUGCAACUGAGAAGAUAAAGGGCGCGAUAAACCGAGGGUACAAGAGAAUAGCAGUUCUGUACGGAGGUGGGCAUAUGCCAGACCUUGGAAGACGUCUUCGAGAAGAGCUAAAUAUGGUCCCAUCCAAUGUGCAAUGGGUCACAGCAUGGUCAAUAAGAAGCCGGGAGCUAGAUAAAAAAUCGCUUCCAUUUUUGAAGACGAUGGCUGAGGUUUCAGGGUGGCCUUUGAAUAGAUAUGAAACACUUGCUUUGCUAAUCUUUUCUUCAGUUCUUGCAGUGGAUCUAUGGUUUUGGGAGUUUCUCGUGGAAAGCAGUCUGAAUUGGGCAUCUUUGGCUGGUUCCUGGAUUGAUCAAUGUAGUGCUCCAUUUUGACAAAGAGUUUGUCUGAAAAAGGUGGGGAAAUGAAGUUUAACAACACAGAAGUGUAUAAGCGACGGUCCAAAUAAAAAAACAAAACCAUUUACUGUUGCAGCUUGUUAAAAACGUUCUUAUAUUAUGGGACGGAGGGAGUAGAUAACAAUUUAUUGAAUCAACUUGGAAUGAGAUUAGAAAAGUUGAAGCCA